GAAAAAAAAACCCUAAAUUCACAAAAACUCUUAGCUCACUCUCAACCUAGCUCUCGAUCUCUAAUCUCGCCGAUCCCUUUGACUCCCAGACCCUCAUUUUCUAUUUUCUAUUUCCAAACCCACCACCACCUCUCUCUCUCUCUAGCCCAAUCCCUAACAAAGACAAGGCAAGGCCUUCAUCUUCUUCCAAAACCGCCAUGAAAGUCCGGUCAGUGAAGCUCAGGGAGGCCCACAAGGCCUCCUCCUCCAGCAAUGGCCGUGGCGGCGGCUCCUUCUGCUUCGUGGUGUAGGACCAGCAAGCGAAUCACCUCGUCACUGCCUCCUCUUCUGAUCCUUUUAUCUCCAUCCACGACCCUCUUCUUCCGUCAAGCGCUCCCAGGAUCCUCCGCCACCACCGCAACGGCGUCACCGCCAUCGCCAUUAGCCCCAACUCCACUUGCCUCGCUUCUGGAUCCAUCGAUCACUCCGUCAAGCUCUACAAAUUUCCCGGAUCCAAGGGAGAAGGCUAAAUCAGAGACAAGGGAUUGGUUGAACAAUGUGGUACCAAAAUUUCUGUCAAAAAGUAGUCCUCAUAAGAACUGAUCAGUACCAUCAAAGCUCCAAUAUGUGCAUUGCAGAUUAGAAGUCCGGAACCUUGUUGGAGACUCUAAAACAGGUUAAGAAUUUAAUAGCUUGAUUUGGUUAUUGUGAAUUGGCUACUGCAAAUCUUUCUGGUCAACUGGUUCCACAACUUGGUCAGCUUUUAAAUCUGCAAUACUUGUAAGUCAUCUUGACAUGCAGGGCAAGUUGUUUGACUGUAUUUUUUUUUUUUUUUUUUUUUUUUUUUUUUUUUUUUUUUUGUGUUGCAUGAGUUAGUGCCAGGAUAUGUCCACACAAGAAAUAGACUUCACUACCCAUAAGAAAUUCUUAGGCUGCUUGUAAAACCCCCACCUCCUUGAUUAAUUAUAGUUGGGUCCUUUUCUCAUUUGAAGUUCAUCUCUGCAUGUAAAAACCAAAGUUUGUUGGGAACUUUUAUUUUAUAUGUAAUUAUUUGGAUAUGUAAUUAAUCUUUUGGCAACGAACUUAA
Molecule: messenger RNA, 1066 nt
Organism: Quercus robur (English oak)
Lineage: Eukaryota; Viridiplantae; Streptophyta; Magnoliopsida; Fagales; Fagaceae
Exons: 5
Coding region: 253-582 (109 amino acids)
Source: RefSeq, a predicted model, not a curated record